GUCACCUGCCACGUGACAAUCGCGACGCAGGCCGUUCAUUCCUCUCUAGCUCCAGCAUAUUGUUGCUUGCUGCGCUUUCGGCUGCUCUAGUUUUUCCCUUCGUGGUUUAUAUAACAUACGUGAUAGCCAUGGCUGCGGCCCCGGUACCUGUAAGGAAACGGCUCCUCAAAGACGAAGACAUGACCAAAGUGGAAUUCGAGACAAGCGAAGAGGUCGACGUUACCCCGACGUUUGACACGAUGGGCCUGCGAGAGGACCUGCUCCGCGGGAUAUACGGCUACGGCUUUGAGAAGCCGUCGGCUAUCCAGCAGCGUGCCAUCAAACAGAUCAUCAAAGGCAGAGACGUGAUCGCUCAGUCUCAGUCUGGCACAGGAAAGACGGCCACGUUCUGUAUUUCGGUGCUUCAGUGCUUGGACAUUCAGGUCCGUGAAACCCAAGCACUGAUUUUGGCACCAACCAGAGAGCUAGCCGGGCAAAUCCAGAAGGUGCUUCUGGCCCUUGGUGACUUCAUGAAUGUACAGUGUCACGCCUGUAUCGGUGGCACCAAUGUGGGGGAAGACAUCAGGAAGCUGGAUUACGGACAGCACGUGGUGGCCGGGACCCCGGGCCGUGUGUUCGACAUGAUCCGCAGGCGCAGUCUGAGGACUCGGGCCAUCAAGAUGCUCGUUCUUGAUGAAGCGGACGAGAUGCUGAACAAAGGUUUCAAAGAGCAGAUCUACGACGUAUACCGCUACCUGCCCCCUGCCACGCAGGUGUGCCUCAUCAGCGCCACACUGCCCCACGAAAUCCUGGAGAUGACCAACAAGUUCAUGACCGACCCCAUCCGCAUCCUGGUGAAGCGUGAUGAGUUGACACUGGAAGGGAUCAAGCAGUUCUUUGUGGCUGUGGAACGGGAAGAGUGGAAGUUCGACACCCUCUGUGAUCUCUACGAUACGCUGACCAUCACGCAGGCCGUCAUCUUCUGCAACACCAAGAGGAAGGUGGACUGGCUCACUGAGAAGAUGAGAGAGGCCAAUUUCACAGUAUCGUCCAUGCAUGGAGACAUGCCUCAGAAAGAGAGAGACUCCAUCAUGAAGGAGUUCAGAUCUGGAGCCAGCCGUGUCCUCAUCUCCACAGACGUGUGGGCCAGAGGUCUGGAUGUCCCACAGGUGUCUCUAAUCAUCAACUACGACCUGCCCAACAACAGAGAGUUGUAUAUUCACAGAAUCGGCCGCUCAGGUCGCUAUGGCCGCAAAGGUGUCGCCAUUAACUUUGUGAAGAACGAUGACAUCCGCAUCCUCCGUGACAUUGAGCAGUACUACUCAACGCAGAUCGACGAAAUGCCCAUGAAUGUUGCUGACCUCAUCUAGAGGGAAAACGAUGGCAGCUGUGAAGAUUGAUUUUUUUUUUACUGAUAUUUAACCUUUUCUCCCUUUUAGAAGUCGUUUAAUUUGCUUUUUACAAGCUGGUUUUGGGGAACCUCCCUUUUUUGCUGAUAUAGCAUGAUGUAAUAGCUUAAGUAAAUUUUGUAAAUAAAAUGGUACACACUUCACCUUC
Brienomyrus brachyistius is the source of this 1536-nucleotide messenger RNA. RefSeq names its product eukaryotic translation initiation factor 4A3 (gene eif4a3). The coding region runs from base 129 to 1349 and encodes 406 amino acids. The record is from RefSeq and is a predicted model, not a curated record. NCBI's taxonomy places the organism in Eukaryota, Metazoa, Chordata, Actinopteri, Osteoglossiformes, Mormyridae. The transcript has 12 exons. Gene Ontology annotation, cellular component: nucleolus; catalytic step 2 spliceosome. Gene Ontology annotation, molecular function: mRNA binding; RNA helicase activity; ATP binding.